Molecule: messenger RNA, 4629 nt
Organism: Pongo pygmaeus (Bornean orangutan)
Lineage: Eukaryota; Metazoa; Chordata; Mammalia; Primates; Hominidae
Gene: SCLT1
Product: sodium channel and clathrin linker 1
Exons: 21
Coding region: 519-2561 (680 amino acids)
Biological process (GO): cilium assembly; clustering of voltage-gated sodium channels
Cellular component (GO): centriole
Source: RefSeq, a predicted model, not a curated record
GGCGUCACCGUCUCCAAGGAGUGGUCCGGGGCACCGGUUUCAAAGUCGCAGGGCGGGCCGAGUGGACUUCCGCUGCUGGCCUGGGGCUUCCCAGCUGUCUUGGCGUCGUCCUCUCCAACCCCCGCCGCUCCGCGUAGAACGCCGCUCUCAGGCUGCCCUGCAGCUCCCGCGGCACUCUCCUAGGUGGCCCGACGAGACCCAGAGUGACCCGCGGGACGCCUGUAUCGACCGCGUCCUCUUCCCACCAGGGUGGGAUUGGGUUGAAUGUGGAGCAGAAUUCACUUGGCGCAUCCCCAGCAAUCUUCAGUCUCUCACCAGGGCCAGGGACUCGUCUGGGGCGCGGGGGAAGGAAGCGUGGCGGGGCUGUAGAUGCCGCGUGAGUAGGAUGCAGAUUGCACCGCUGGAGCGCUUGACAACCAACCGAGCGUUGGCUUAGUUUUGUUUUCCCGCACAGCAAGCUCUCUGUCUUUCAGAGGAAGAUAAAGGUGGUGAAAGCUCCAAACUAAAAUUGUAUCGAAAUGGCUACAGAAAUCGACUUUCUGAGAGAGCAAAAUCGAAGACUAAAUGAAGAUUUUAGGCGGUAUCAAAUGGAAAAUUUUUCCAAAUAUUCAUCUGUACAGAAGGCUGUCUGCCAAGGAGAAGGAGACGACACAUUUGAAAACCUAGUAUUUGACCAAAGCUUUUUAGCUCCUCUUAUUACUGAGUAUGAUAAACACCUAGGAGAACUAAAUGGGCAGCUGAAAUAUUAUCAGAAGCAGGUGGGUGAGAUGAAACUACAACUUGAAAAUGUCAUCAAGGAAAAUGAAAGGUUGCACAGUGAAUUAAAAGAUGCUGUUGAAAAAAAAUUGGAGGCCUUUCCCCUUGGCACAGAGAUAGGAACUGAUAUAUAUGCAGAUGAUGAAACAGUCAGAAACCUUCAAGAACAAUUGCAGCUAGCCAAUCAAGAAAAAACUCAGGCUGUGGAACUCUGGCAGACUGUUUCUCAGGAGUUGGACAGACUACACAAGCUUUACCAGGAACAUAUGACUGAGGCCCAGAUUCAUGUAUUUGAAAGUCAAAAACAAAAGGAUCAGCUAUUUGAUUUUCAACAACUGACCAAGCGACUUCAUGUUACUAAUGAGAACAUGGAAGUGACUAACCAACAGUUUCUGAAAACAGUAACUGAACAAAGUGUGAUAAUCGAACAACUCCGAAAAAAACUUAGGCAAGCCAAAUUAGAGCUGAGAGUUGCUGUAGCAAAAGUGGAAGAGUUAACUAAUGUGACUGAAGAUCUGCAGGGACAGAUGAAAAAGAAGGAGAAGGAUGUGGUGUCUGCCCAUGGAAGAGAGGAAGCAUCAGAUAGGCGCUUACAGCACUUACAGUCUAGUAUAAAACAAUUAGAAAUAAGAUUAUGUGUGACAAUCCAAGAAGCCAACCAAUUAAGAACCGAAAAUACACAUCUGGAAAAACAGACCAGAGAGCUACAAGCAAAGUGCAAUGAAUUAGAAAGUGAGAGAUACGAGGCUAUUGUAAGAGCCAGAAAUAGUAUGCAACUCUUAGAAGAAGCUAACCUUCAAAAAAGUCAGGCUCUACUUGAGGAAAAGCAAAAAGAAGAAGACAUAGAGAAAAUGAAAGAGACAGUUUCUCGGUUUGUACAAGAUGCUACCAUAAGAACCAAGAAAGAAGUUGCAAACACCAAAAAACAAUGUAAUAUACAAAUUUCUCGAUUAACAGAAGAACUUUCAGCCCUUCAAAUGGAGUGUGCUGAAAAACAAGGCCAAAUUGAACGAAUCAUUAAGGAAAAAAAAGCAGUGGAAGAAGAACUAGAAAAGAUUUACCGUGAAGGCAGAGGAAAUGAGAGUGAUUACAGAAAACUGGAAGAAAUGCACCAAAGAUUCCUGGUUUCAGAGCGUUCAAAAGAUGAUCUUCAGCUAAGACUUACGAGAGCAGAAAAUAGAAUAAAACAACUUGAAACUGACUCCUCAGAAGAAAUAUCACGUUACCAAGAAAUGAUUCAGAAACUUCAAAAUGUAUUGGAGUCUGAGAGAGAGAACUGUGGGCUUGUCAGUGAACAAAGGCUAAAACUUCAGCAAGAAAAUAAACAGUUACGGAAAGAGACUGAGAGUUUAAGGAAGAUUGCCCUGGAGGCUCAAAAAAAAGCCAAAGUAAAGAUCAGUACAAUGGAACAUGAAUUUUCAAUAAAGGAACGUGGGUUUGAAGUUCAAUUGAGAGAGAUGGAAGACAGUAAUAGAAAUUCCAUUGUUGAACUGAGGCAUCUCCUAGCGACUCAACAGAAGGCAGCCAAUAGGUGGAAAGAAGAAACGAAGAAACUUACUGAAAGUGCAGAAAGUAGAAUCAGUAAUCUAAAGACUGAGCUGAGUCGACAGAAACUUCAUACCCAAGAGCUGCUUUCUCAGCUGGAAAUGGCAAAUGAAAAGGUAGCUGAGAAUGAAAAGCUAAUUCUAGAGCAUCAAGAAAAAGCCAACAGACUUCAAAGGCGUCUAAGUCAGGCAGAAGAGAGAGCUGCUUCAGCUUCCCAGCAGGCAAUCAAAGCCUACCUCAGACUAGAACACAUCAUCUAAUGCAGUUCUGAGCAUUAAAGGGAGAUCAUAUUGAAGAUUUCAACCUUGAAGUUAAUUGUGAAGUUUGUUGCAGAUGGCUAAUGCUUCAAAGGUAGAAACUUUUUUCAGUGAUUUGGGUGAAAACAUGAACAUGAGUCCCUGGUGCGACAUUUCCCAUCACAGAUUGCACACACAACUGCCAAUGAUAGGCCCUUCCUUUGGCUCCUGGGGACUUAAUUUCCUUAGGGAACUAUUGUGGUUAUUCAACUUUAAGACCUUGUAGGAAGAAUCAGUUAUUUCUCUCAGGGGUCUUACUCAGAGCAAGCAAUAUGGAAGUAAAUAGUCACUAAGGAGAAACGAGAAAUAAACAAGCUUUUAGCAAAAUGUACGAAUAAUUGUUUUUUCUUUUAAACUGGCCAAAUCCUUACAAAAAUUAUAAAUUAAGAUAGCUACCUUGUUUUGGAUCCUAAUCAUUAUAAUCUACAUGAGAAUGCAUAAGUCACACCAGUUUUGCUGUUCCCAACAUAAAGAAAAAGGUGCAUUUCACUAUAUGCUAAUUUCUGCAUGUAGUGGAUGUACAAAAGAUUGUUUCAGGCAGGAAACAAUCUUUUCAGAAAUGAGAAUGAGAGUGUAGGCCCAGUUCUGCCAGUACCUACUGCUGUGAUCUUGGCCAAGUCUUAAGGUGUAUAAUGCAGAUAAUUUUAUUUUUGCUCUAUUGUCCCAGAGUUCUGUGAUCAAAAGAAAGCAUUUAAUGAAACUGCUCUUUGAAAAAUUAUUUUUAAAAAUUAUUUAAAGGUUGUAUUAUGAAUACAACCUUCCCAUCAUUCAGGAAUAUUUUUUCACCUCAGAAAGCUCAUUAGUUAAAAUAUUGUAAAUAUCAGUGUCUUGUUCCUAAUAAAAAUAAUAGCCUACCACUUACUAAAUGCCUAAUAUAUGCGCUCUGUAAGGUGCUCAAUGGACUUGCUUUAAAUAAUCACAACUACUUCAAUAUCUAAGUUACUAAGAUGUUAUCCUCUUUCUGGGAAAACUGAGGCUUAAAAUGGUUAAGUGACUUGGCCAAUGUCAUGUGCCUGGUAAACUAUAGUUUAGCCUUUAAAUACAGUUCUCUCUGACCCUGAAGUCUAUGUUGUUUCAACGAUUCUAUGUUUUCAGAUCCAAAACUGGAUUCUGGAAAGAACUCCAAGUGGGGAAGACUAAAAUCAAACCGUUAUUUUUCAGUCUCACCAUCAGAGUUGAGCCAGAAAGCAGCCCAGUGAAUCUGUGCUCUGCACAAACUUGAUAUGUUCUCUACAGUUCUCAUUCCUGAUUUAAAUUGGAAGACAGUAAACAACUGAUUCAGGACUGCUAAGUCAUAUAUACCUUUAAAUAUUUAGCAAAAGCAGAUUUCAAAAGACACUUAAAAUGUAUUGCAAAAUGUACAGCAUUUAUUCACAUACAGACAAAAAGGCACAAUUCUACUAAAUAGUUCAACAAAAAAAUACAGCUGUCCUCAACUAGUUUUAUAAAUACUUUCAAAAAGGGGGUAGAAAUAAAUACAGGAUUGGGUCAUGUAAUAUAAAAUAGUCAUCUCUACAUAUACUUUAAUUUGAUUUUUAACUCUUCAUGCACCUUUUUUUUUCAAUUUUAGUUGAAUGGACACCAAGCUAGGCACAUAGUGAAAAAUCCUCUGUACAAGGUUACAAAUGUAAUGACAAGUUUGUCCAUUUCAAAAUAAUUAAGAUUUGUACACAACACAUAAAACCCUUCAUUUAGAUCUUGUGUUUAUAACCUAACAAAUGACAUUCCAGGCAACUUUACAAAAGUUUAACUAGCCUACAUUUUGACAUAAUACAUUAAUCAUAAUCAAAGAUAUUUCUUGGUCAGGAUGCACAAGGAAAGAUAAAGCUUAAAAAAAACAAAUGCAAAUGGUUCCAUACUAAUAGAACGCAAGUGGGUGUUCGGGCUGGUUGCUGCUUAUGGCCACCUCAUACAGAGUUCCCAGCAUGACAUGAAACUAACUCACAAAGCUAUCAUUAUACUGUCAGAGAAACCGUGCUCUAUCCAUUUGCAUUUCGAAGCAGGAAUAAAAAGUGUGGGCUUUUUAUUUUUG